AGUUUGAGAAAUGCUAAAUUGUUAACCCACUGUAAACAAACAACGACACACAUUUCCGCCAGCAUUAAAAGGCGUUUGAAAGACGAAAAUAAUUUGUUAUGCAGCUGCUAUCUGGCUCGGACAUUUUUGCCUUAUAAUUUAAAAUACAGUUUUCCUCAGCUGAACCCUGAAGCAAGAUUAUUUCGCGUCGCCUGAACGCUAACUGGCCAGAAGAGGAAUCAGUUUGCUCCAUUAGCCAAGAGACUUCGUGGUUAAUGUUAGCGCCAGUUAGCUCAGUUUUGUUUUUACCGUGCGCGUGCUUACCAGUUCAUCGCCAGUUGUUUAUUUUAUUUGUUCUUGAUUAAUUAUCUAACGUGUAAGCUAAUACUCCAGAAAUCGGUCCACAUCCCGCGAAGCAUUAGCAAAGCGACACGUUUGAGACAUGGUUAAGCUGACCAAGGCGAAAACCUUUCAGGCCUACCUGGACACCUGUCAUCGCAGGUACAGCUGCGUGCACUGCCGGGCUCACCUGGCAAACCAUGACGAUCUUAUCUCCAAAUCUUUCCAGGGAAGCCAAGGAAGGGCCUACCUCUUCAACUCAGUGGUGAACGUGGGGUGUGGCCCGGCGGAGGAGAGAGUGCUGCUGACGGGGCUUCACGCUGUGGCGGACAUCUACUGCGAGAGCUGCCACACCACCCUGGGCUGGAAAUACGAACAGGCUUUUGAGUUGAGUCAGAAGUACAAGGAGGGAAAGUUCAUCAUUGAAUUGUCGCACAUGAUCAAGGACAACGGCUGGGACUGAAGCCGCUUUGCGCUCUCUCUCUCUGUCUCACAUCGUGGUGAAGAGGCUAUCGCCAUGUCAACCAGUCACCUGUAUGCAGCUUUACAAAGAACAGUGUACCGAGUGUCUCAUUACGAUUGGCAUCUCAAGCUCUCCUUUUAUCACAAAAAAAAAUCAGGGGUUCGCGUGUUUGUAUGAAAUAGUCAAGAUCUUUUAUUAUUCUCCUACAGAUUUCAGUCUUAUUCCCACAUUUCUGUAAAUUCACAUAAGUCUGUCAUCUCCUGUUCAGUUGUAAUUGAAUCCUAAAACUGUUUAUUUAGAGCAAAGUCUGAGACGAUGAUUAAUGUUAUAUCCCAAUGAAUUCAGUCGCCCUUUUUUUAUAUUUUAGAUGGAUUUUGUGAGGGUGUUGGGCUGUGUGGGAGAAAGACUGCCUGUUUCUGAGCAUGUGCAGCGAGCAGGUAUGUAUGGGAGUGACUGUUUCUGAGCAUGUGCAGUAAGCGUGUACGUAUGGGAGUGACUGUUUCUGAGCAUGUGCAGUGAGCAGGCACGUAUGGCAGUGACUGUUUCUGAGCAUGUGCAGUGAGCAUGUACACAUGGGAGUGACUGUUUCUGAGCAUGUGCAAUGAGCGUGUACAUAUGGGUGUGACUGUUUCUGAGCAUGUGCAGUGAGCAGGUACAUAUGGGAGUGACUUUCUGAGCAUGUGCAGUAAGCAGGUACAUAUGGGAGUGACUGUUUCUGAGCAUGUGCAGUGAGCAGGCACGUAUGGGAGUGACUGUUUCUGAGCAUGUGCAGUGAGCAUGUACAUAGGGGAGUGACUGUUUCUGAGCAUGUGCAGUGAGCAUGUACAUAUGGGAGUGGCAGGUAUCUCAGCCCACAAUAGGCUGGUGAACAUUGAGGAUGUGGAGUGUGUGUUAAGUGUGUGAUGCAUUGUGUAGAGAGGGUGUAGGCAGCCUGCGUAGACCAGAUGUGCCAGGGUGUUGGUCUCUACUUGUGUUUUAGUGUACAGAAUGUGUGUGUGUGUGAGUGAGAGAGAGUGCAAGUACAGAGUAUGUAUAUAUGUAAAUUUUGCACAGUGUGUGUGUGUGUGUGUGAGUGAGUGUGUGUGUGUGAGAGAGAGCGAGCAAGAGUGCAUGUCAGAGAGAACUAGAGAGUAUGUGUGUGUGAGAGAGAGAGUGAGUGAGUGAGUGAGAGAGAGAGUGAGCGAGCGAGAGUGUGUCAGAGAGAACUAGAGAAUGUGUGUGUGUGUGUGUGUGCGCGCACGCGUGCGUAAGAGAAAGAUGCAAUUAAGUGGUAAAUGCAGUACCUGGGGUUGGUAUUUAAUAGAAAUUUUUCUGUCCCAACAUUUUCAGUUGUAGGUAAAUUGCCAAUUCUAAAACAUCAUUGGGCUGUUCAUUUUAAUAUUUUAUUUUUGAAAGAAAUUUGAUGUAAAUAGUGGCUAUUAUUUUUUGGCAUGUACAGAAAAAUAUAUGUGAUCAUAUAUUCUAAUGUCUAAUAUUAAAAUCACAAGUGUAUUAAUUGUAACAAAUAAUUUAUGCGGGGUUGUUGAUUAAAGUAUAUUAUUUCAGUCUGAACAACUGUAUUAAAGUAUGUGAUAAAAAUA
Molecule: messenger RNA, 2361 nt
Organism: Anguilla anguilla (European eel)
Lineage: Eukaryota; Metazoa; Chordata; Actinopteri; Anguilliformes; Anguillidae
Gene: ypel3
Product: yippee-like 3
Exons: 5
Coding region: 422-781 (119 amino acids)
Source: RefSeq, a predicted model, not a curated record